AUGCCUCCGUUCUUAUGGCUGAGGUAUUUCGACUUGUUUCUCUUGGCGCCAGACUGUUCAACUCAUUCUGUUCCGCCUACAUGCCGUGGACACCAAUUAGGUGCACUUGAAUAUCCUGCAUAUGCCAACAGCGGUGACGUGGCCUCCCUCGCCAUGCUGACAGCGCUGCACGAUUAUUCUUUGCCCGACCACAGUAAUCUUCAGCGCAUGCUUUUGGUGGGAGAUCUUCCAAGACACAAAGCAACACAAGAAGUAAACCUGUUUCCUCAAUGGACAUGGCUCUUCUGUCAGUACAGAACUUUGAUAACAGAAAUCUCCUAG
Messenger RNA from Aspergillus luchuensis, 321 nucleotides. RefSeq lists its product as uncharacterized. The transcript has a single exon. The record is from RefSeq and is a predicted model, not a curated record. NCBI's taxonomy places the organism in Eukaryota, Fungi, Ascomycota, Eurotiomycetes, Eurotiales, Aspergillaceae. The coding region runs from base 1 to 321 and encodes 106 amino acids.